Molecule: messenger RNA, 1697 nt
Organism: Oreochromis niloticus (Nile tilapia)
Lineage: Eukaryota; Metazoa; Chordata; Actinopteri; Cichliformes; Cichlidae
Exons: 9
Coding region: 261-1697 (478 amino acids)
Source: RefSeq, a predicted model, not a curated record
CAAACACUUAUCUUAGUCAGAAAGCAACGCGUCCUUGACUGAUGGACCCUCUUUAACUUAUCAACUAUGCAUUUAACAACUAAACUUGUAUUGGAUGUUGUGUUUGUGUUGGUGCUUAAAAAUUAUAGUAUAGUUCAUAGGCGUGUCACUAUAAAUGUUUGUUUAAUGUAUGUUUCCAAAUUUGCAGUAUUGAUGGAGCACUUGAAGAUGGGUCAUUUGGGCGACUAGUAAACGAUGAACACAGGACACCAAAUUGCAGAAUGAAGUUGAUUGAAGCAGAAGGGAAGCCACAUCUCUGCCUUUUUGCACUGAAGGAAAUUGCGGCAGGAAGUGAAAUUACUUAUGACUAUGGUGGGAAAGAAUGGCCCUGGCGGAAAAAGCUAAAGAUCGCAAGCAUCCCUUCUGGUCAACAGUGUGUUGCAGAGCCUAUUGCCCAUGACGUGGAGCACCAUGUGAUCUCUACAGACUCAUUCACAGACAGAGAAUUAAGAGCAGAGUGUCAGUCAUCUAGACCUACAGCAGACAACUCUGAGCACGAGGUGCAUUCUGUUGGAGGUCAGCGUGGCACUUCUUCUCUGAAAGAGUUAAUUGGUGAAGUUGGUGUCCAGUAUCAGGAGUUGUCACCCCAAGCGUUCUCAGAAGAACUUACCAGUGAGAGCAAAUCGAAAGAGGUGCCACAAUCAUCCAGAGCUGUGCCUAAUGACUCUGCUUGUGAGUGUACAAUUCAUAGGCUGGUAUUUGAAUCGGUGAAACUUGACAAAUGCGGGAUAUGCCAUUCACCUUUGACAGCUAUCAGAUGGCAUGGUCUAAGAUGCAAGCAAUGCCGUUGUGUGUGGCAUAAGAUCUCCCUCCAGACAUCUUCAGAAGACUGGGAUAUGUCCGACGGUGAUGUCUCAUCUGAUGAAGAAUACAUCCCAAAUUCUGCAUCAGAUUCAGAAAGCUCAGGAACAGAGUUGUCUAUUGAGUUACCUGGACCAUCAAAAAACUCCCAUGCUGCUAGCAUGCCUGAUUUAUGCGUUACUUUUGCUGAAAAAGAACGGACCAUGGAUGUUAAGAACAACUUUGAGCACAUUUUGAAUGAUCUUGAAACUACUGAUGAUCUUCAUCCCGACCAAGAACCAGACAGCUCAGAGUCAUGCCAGCAGAAAACAAAAGAUGCAUGUAGCGAAAAGAGUACUGUGGAUAUUAGCCAAAAUGAAUCCCCAACCAAGUCAACAAAAUUAAUCAAAAGCACAGUCAAUUUUUGUUUUGUGUGUGGAAAACCUCAAACAAAAUUUGCACGUCAUCUGGAGACGCAUGUAAAUGAAAAUGCUGAAGUCGCCCAGGUGCUUCAGUUACCCAAAUCAUCAAAGGACAGAAAAGUUCAUCUUGAAAGGUUACGAAACCUUGGUAACUUCAAGCACAACUCUGCUGUUAAAACCACAGGAUCAGGUUGUCUUAAAGUGAAAAGGAUCUCAAAAAAGAGCAGCAGCAGCGCUGAGACAUACGAGUACUGCUUAUACUGUAAGGGUAUGAUAUCCAGAAAAGAAGUUUCUCGGCAUAUGAAAAGAUGUGCUUUAAGACCAGAGAAUAAUGCUGAAGAGAAGCUGAAAGAUAGAGUCUUUGGUAUAGCAUCUACUCGAUCCACAAUGUCUCAGCCAAUUUCAAGUGAACUCUACUCAGUACUGGGCAAGAUGAUGGGGGGCAAGGGUACCUAG